Messenger RNA from Nerophis lumbriciformis (worm pipefish), 4348 nucleotides. It is a transcript of the gene c8b, whose product is annotated as complement component 8, beta polypeptide. NCBI's taxonomy places the organism in Eukaryota, Metazoa, Chordata, Actinopteri, Syngnathiformes, Syngnathidae. Gene Ontology annotation, molecular function: protein binding. Gene Ontology annotation, biological process: complement activation. The record is from RefSeq and is a predicted model, not a curated record. Gene Ontology annotation, cellular component: membrane attack complex.
CUGCCGCCAUGACACGGUUGGAAGCCGGUGAGAGGCAGUGGGAGCACAUCUGACGUACCGGAGAAUACCCACCUACUGCGGGGAAUACCCACCUUUUGUGGACAACACCGACCUACUGCGGAGAAUACCCACCUACUGCGAAGAAUACCCACCUACUGCGGAGAAUACUCACCUUUUGUGGACAACACCGACCUACUGCGGAGAAUACCCACCUUCUGCGGAGAAUACCCACCUACUGUGGAGAAUACCCACCUACUGUGGAGAAUACCCACCUACUGUGGAGAAUACCCACCUACUGUGGAGAAUACACACCUACUGUGGAAAUUACCCACCUACUGUGGAGAACAAUCUUUGAUGCAAUCGAUGCUGCUGCCUCCCUGGAGGGAAUUAUUGCUGAGCCACAGGUGGACCAUGUGACGCCUGACCUUCAAGGACUCCACAAGAUCACAUGUGAGGCUCCUCUCCGGAGGCUGAGCGGCUCAUCGAGCUCUUCAUGAGUAGUUUGCCGGCCCGCACACGCCAAUGGCCCAGUGAAGAGGGACCUCCAUCCACGCUGGCUCUUCGUCCCUGGAGGAGUAGCAUGACUUUCAAGUCCACUGGGAGGCGUGUGUGAGUGGGCCCCGCUUGACCUCGGAUUAGAUCCUCUGCGAACCCAUGGUGGACUUGCUGUGAGCCGGACUUGGGACUCUAGCAGUGGAGGGAUGUCUGCAGAGGCCGAGCUCCAGCCGGGUGUCAAAACCAGCCAGCGGAGGGAGUCCAGGAGGAUCAAAGGUCAGGACCGCAGCGAGGCGGGGCUUAUUAAGCGUUUCCGUGGAGACGGAGUGCGCUACAAGGCCAAGCUGAUCGGGAUAGACGAGGUGACGGCGGCACGCGGGGACAAGCUGUGUCAGGACUCCAUGAUGAAGCUGAAGGGUAUGGCGUCGUCCGCACGUUCCAAAGGCGAGCACAAGCAGAGAGUCUUCUUGACCGUCUCCUUCAGCGGGAUCAAGAUCUACUGCGAGCGAUCAGGGGUGCUUCUGCAUCAGCACUCGGUCCAUGAAAUCAGCUACAUCGCCAAGGACACCAGAGACCACCGAGCCUUUGGCUACGUGUGCGGCAAGGAGGGCCACCACCGCUUUGUGGCCAUCAAGAGCGCACAGUCGGCGGAGCCGGUCAUCAUGGACCUGCGAGACCUCUUCACUCUCAUCUACGACAUGAAGCAGCGGGAGGAGGUGGAGAAGAAGGCCCAGAAGGACAAACACUGUGAGCAGGUGGUGUACCAGACCAUCCUGGAGGACCAAGUGGACGACCCGGUGUACCAGUACAUAGUCUUUGAGGCUGGACACGAACCCCUGGGUGGCCCCCAGUCAGAGGAGAGCGUUUAUCAGGUCCCAAGCAGUCAGCAGAAGGACGGGAUCUAUGACGUCCCGAAACGCCAUUUCAUGACUAACAUCAACCACUUUGAUCUUUUCGGAGACAUGUCCACCCCUCCCUCGAUGCCUCCAUCACCCGCCAACACGCUGGACCCGAGCAGGAUCAGCCGCCAGCAGCACAACCCUGCCGACAUGUACGCCCCCUUCAACCCCACCCCGGUGCCGUCAGGUUACAUGACCAUGGGCCCUGUGCAGGCAUCCCAGUGGGCACAGCAGCCCUUUCCUGGCCAGCCUCAGACGUUAGCCUUCCCUGUGCAGGGGCCCCUCCAGGUGGCCCAGGUCCUCCCCGGAGGUCAGCCCCUCAUCUGGAGCCAGGCCAACAUUUUCCGAGCCACGCAGCAGCAGUGGGCGGCCAUGGCGGCCUACAUGCCCGGCCAGACCGUGGGGGGCCACGCCAUCCCGGCUGCCGUGCUCCAAGGCCUGCUGCCCGUCACCGCCGUGUGCCCCCAAGCCUGCGACCUCUCCGCCCCCUCCUCGGCCAUCACCAGCCCCCAGCACGCGGCCGACCCCGCCCUGGUGGAGAGGCAACUUAGUCUGGGGCAAGACGGUUUAGGCGUGGACUUUGAUGCCGGUGAGGGCCCGUCUACGUCAGGAUUGGUGCCGGGGAGCGGGUGUGGCCCUCUUGGCGCAGCGGACACCCUCAUGUGCAGUCAUGUGUUGCCCCCCCCUGUGGCUGUGACACUGGAGGAGGAAGACCUGGAUCCUUCUGGCAUGACCUUGAGUCCUGGUACCUCCACUGAGUCACCGUCUAGUCAGCAGACCUCAGACCUGCCAGCUGCCCCAGUGUGCCACCUCCAGACACAUCUUUCCCUUCUUGACUGUGAGGGCCACUCCAGCCUGGCCAAGGAGGACUGUGGUGCGGCCAGGUCAGGGUCUCUCCGUGAUCCAGGUGAGGACCAGACCUGUCCACAGGAAGAGCGCUCGUCCACCAGCAAAGACCGCCAGCUGCCGAGUCGUGUCCUCGUGGCGUCCUUUCACGCGCAAACUCUGGGUCACGGACUCUGGGUCUGGCUAAGCUUUUGCCUCGUCCCUCGCUGCACUAGCGACCUGAUAAGACCCGAGGAACCACCGUGUUGGUCACCACAUCCCAUGAUGCUUUGUGCCAGGGGACAGAUGUGUUUGUGGCGCCGGCUCCUCGCUUCCACGCUCAGCUUGUUGAUCCUCAGCUUGUUGAUUCUCAGCAGUGGAGCUGACGUCACAGCAGCCAGCCAUGAGGAUCCAGGUGUCCGUGAAGCUCGCUCGGUGGGCAAACGGGUGCUCCUUCAGCCGGUGGACUGUGUCCUGUCCGAGUGGAGUCCAUGGUCACAGUGUGAUGUCUGUCAGAAGAAAAGGUAUCGCUUUGCCAAAGUGGAGCAGCCGGCACAGUUUGGAGGGCAGCCAUGUGGUUUUGACGGGAGGGAGGAGGAACCCUGCCAGGUUCCAGACAGAUACACCUGCAACAACAUUCCUCCCUGUGAAGGUUUCUUCUGCAGCAAAACAGGUCGCUGUAUUCCAAGAACACUGCAGUGUAACGGGGAGGACGACUGCGCCGACAUGGCAGACGAGGCGGGCUGCAGCAUGUGGCAGACGCCCUGCAGACACCAGGCGGAGGAGUACUGGGGCAUCGAGAACCUUGCCAAAGGAAUCAACAUCUUGGACAGCGAGCUGCAAGGAGUCGUGUUGGACAACCGCUACUAUGCAGGAAGUUGUCUACCACACUACAUCCAGGACGUGGCCUUCAGGAAGCCUCACAACCUGCAACACUACACCAUGCAGACAAAAGGCUCCUUGGACUUCACCCUGGAGGAGUUCCAGUCCUACUCGGACUACAUGGACCACACAAUCCGUGAGAGGAUGACUCAGACCUCGGUGACCUCUGGUUUUGCCAUCCCAGGUAUUGUGGAGUUCGGCUACAACCACAGCAAGGCCAAAUACACCAAGUGGGUCCAGAAGGUCCGCCGUGCUUCAGGGAAGACCCACAGCUUCAUAAGGGCCAAAGCGGAGCUGGAGUUGGCCCAGUACAUGGUCAAGUCCGACAACCUGAUGCUGCACCCUGACUUCCUGCAGCGCCUGAGAUCCUUGCCCCAGUCCUACGUGUACGGCCAGUACAGGCAGGUCUACAGAGACUACGGGACACACUACAUCACGGAGGCCGCCCUGGGAGGGGACUAUGAGUACACCAUGGUCCUGGACAAGGAGAAGCUGAAGAAGACGGACUACACUCUGACGGACUAUAAGAAGUGUGUCCAGUCGGGCUUUAAGGUGGGCGCCAACAUCUACGGCGUCUACGUGUCUGCGGGCUACCAAGGUGGCUCCUGCAAUGGUCUCCUGAACGAGAUGGGAGAGGACACCACCCUGGGCAGCAUGGUGGAGGACACCGUGUCCCUGGUGAGAGGUGGUAGUAGCCAGGCCAUCACUGCCCUGGUCUCCCACAGGCUGCCCAGUCCUCAGCUCAUGAGGCUCUGGGGGGAGGGGGUGCGCUUCAACCCGGACUUCCUUCGUACAACGACGCGACCUCUGUACGAGCUGGUGACCUCCAGAGACUUCACCUUGGACCAGGUCUUGAAGAGGAACCUGAAACGAGCCCUGCUGGAGUACCUGGAAGAGGCCAGCUCCUGUCGCUGUGCUCCGUGUCACAACAAUGGUGUGGCCGUCCUGCGAGGCAGCAGAUGUGACUGUGUGUGUCCUGUCGGCUACAGCGGACUGGCCUGUGAGGUCACUGGCAGACAGACAGAAAUGGCCAGGGAUGGCAACUGGAGCUGCUGGGGUUCCUGGUCUUCCUGCAGUGGAAGAAGCAAGACCAGGAUUCGGCAGUGUACCAACCCGGCACCAGAACAUGGCGGCCUGCCCUGCAGAGGUGUGCAGCAGGAGUCAACAGAGUGUUUUUGAACAGGUCCUGGUCCUGGUCCUGGUCCACACCUGCCUCAAAGUCUAUUAAACCUCCUUCCAUUAAAAUG